AUGGUCGACUACUGCAAUACCCGGUCAGCUGGCUCGACCAACACUCUGGCCGGAUCCACUGCAACUGCGGCCUCCAUCACGACCUUCCGAGCGGCGAAGACACGCCGGGACGCGCGAGAAAAGACGGCUCUCCACAUGUCCCUCGGAGAUCCUGGUGGACUGGAUGGAAGUCAGCAACAGGCACGGGUUCGCACGGUGCGCCUGGUACGACCCCACGGAUAUGGCCACCGAGCUCUACCGCAUGUUCCAGGCGUCAAUUUUGGCUUUUCCAUCCGUGGAGGACUCGAAUAUGGAACGGGUUUUUUUGUGUCCGCAAUCGAGCGUGACUCUGAGGCCGAUCGCCAAGGUCUGAAGGUCGGUGACCAGAUCAUCCGCGUAAACGGUUACCAGGUAGAGGACGCAGUACAUCGCGAGCUGGCGCAGUUCAUUGCCAAUCAGGACCGACUCAUCAUGAAAGUUCGCGGUUUGGGCAUCGUACCGAUCAAGGAACGAACGGCAGAUCCACUCACUUGGCACGUGGUCGCAUUUGGAGCUGCCCGCGAGAAACAAGACACACUGCUGCUCGAGGAACCUUGUGGUGGACGUGAUCUGAAGGUGAUCCUGUCCGUGGCACCACGCACCAAGCUGGGCUGUGGGAUUUGCAAAGGUCCGGACUGGAAACCGGGUAUUUUCGUACAGUUCACCAAGGAAGGUGGCGUAGCUCGUGAGGCUGGACUACGACCGGGCGAUCAGCUGAUGUCCUGCAACGGGCACAGCUUCGCCGAGGCGUCCUUCGGUGAAGCCGUCGCCGUGAUGAAGUCAUCACACGUACUCGAGCUGGUCGUGAGACCCAGUGCCGGGCUUGAUCUGUUUCCCGGUGAAUCGAGCGGGUAUAACAGUUCAGCCAGCAGCGUUAACGGAGACCAGAGUCCAUGCUGGGGCGAUCAGACUGCCAAGCGGUUGAGCAUCGUGCGCGAGGAGUCAAUUUCACACGAGCGACGUCGCGUGACCCUUCCGGAGCCUGUACCGGAGUUCCGGAGCGUGCCUGGACAGACAGUUUCGACCACUCAGCCACCGCCUCCACCACCGCAACCUCAGCAGCAACAACAGCAGCAGCAGCGCAGAAAGAACACCACGAUCAUCGAGUUCUCGGAGCGAGGCGCUAUCGUAAACCCUGACGCCAAACAGAGUGAAACGAAAACGGUCAUUGUCGAGGUGCACCGGAGCGCAUCGGCGGGCUCGAUGAUGACCAACGAACCGGGCAUCGAGAGGACCGGAAGAGAAGUAACCCCGUCCACCAUGAUCCCACCACCUCCACCGCUGUUUGCGGACGCCGAGCCACCCACUGUCGUUGGACUUUCGCCAGCAGAUGCGACGACACCGGCACCGGCACCGGAAACGGCCAUUGCUGCGGCGAACAGCCUGAGCAGUGCGAUAUCGGACGAGUUGCGUCGGCGGGCAGAAAAGAAGGCUGCUCCUGGGGUGUCUGGGAGUGAUCCAGCGGCAGCUUUGGCUGAGCUUGAGAGCAGGUUAAAGGAUAAGAGCUCCCGAUUGCGGCCAGUAACGAUGGCCAUUUCGGACGAGCGGCACACGGCGCUGAUGGACGAAUUUCGGGCCGUACACAAGCGGAUGUUUAAGAAUGGCUUCGAUAAUGCGGAGCUCAAGAAACCAAACGCCAGGGUGCACAUGAGCGAUGAAAUGAACGGCUCCGCUACGCAGGAUUCAACCAGUGGUGGCGUAAGGACCUCUCCAAAGGGUACGAUGGGACGAGUAGCGGCCUCCGAAAUGGCCAAGGCGAGUGGUGACAGUGCCGAGCUGGAGUCGAUCGAGUCGUUCAAGCUAAACAACCCACAACCGACGCCGGCACGGCCACCUUCGUACUACUUCUGCCCGCAGGCUACCGGUCCGGCAACGAUGAAGAAAACGCAAAAGCCCAUCGCCGUCACGAUCAGCGAGUACGCCACGAGUACCACGCGCACGGACGAGCCCAAAAAACCGUCCCGCUUCGAUUUCGGACCACUUCGAUCGGUCACUGAGGCAGUUGCCAGCGCCGGCGGUGCCAAGGAUGGGCCAGCAGGACAACGACAACGCUUGGCGCCCUUAACGUAAAACGUGCAAGUCCCUCGUGGGUUCGGUGAAGCAUACAAUGACAACCAAAUAUGAUCGAUGCGCGCAAA
Anopheles nili is the source of this 2156-nucleotide messenger RNA. RefSeq lists its product as uncharacterized. Lineage: Eukaryota; Metazoa; Arthropoda; Insecta; Diptera; Culicidae. Gene Ontology annotation, biological process: rhabdomere development. The transcript is spliced from 4 exons. Gene Ontology annotation, molecular function: protein binding. Gene Ontology annotation, cellular component: plasma membrane; stereocilia ankle link complex; stereocilium tip. The record is from RefSeq and is a predicted model, not a curated record. The coding region runs from base 1 to 2088 and encodes 695 amino acids.